Molecule: messenger RNA, 2178 nt
Organism: Cryptomeria japonica (Japanese cedar)
Lineage: Eukaryota; Viridiplantae; Streptophyta; Pinopsida; Cupressales; Cupressaceae
Product: beta-amylase 2, chloroplastic
Exons: 9
Coding region: 215-1828 (537 amino acids)
Biological process (GO): polysaccharide catabolic process
Molecular function (GO): beta-amylase activity
Source: RefSeq, a predicted model, not a curated record
UUUGAAGUUUUCGCUAGCUGUCGGUAACAAUUCACCCGCGCGGGGAAAAGCAGAGUCACAGGCGCGGGCUUCACGAAGACGAUGACGGCAGGGGAAUUUAAAAAAAGUACCCGUGAAUUGCCAUACCAAAUGCGUCACACCUGAGGAAUCGAUCACGAUAUCUCCUCUCACACUAACAAAUACGAUGAUCUGUUGAGAACUGGACGUUCUCACAAUGGCUGGUUCCUACUCCUUAAAUCUUACGGGGUCUCUACAUUUUAUUCCUUCAGCCAGGAACAAUAAUAAAGCUUUCCCUGAACUAAAAUUUGGUUCAAUUAACAAUCCAGCCAGGUUGAAGUUGAGGCCACAAAAUGAACGGUCAGUUUGGAGAUACAAAUCAAUUGUUUCCGUGUUGGCGGGCGAGGACAAGGAAUAUGAGAACAAGGAGGAUGAGCUAAGUUUGGAGGAGCCUGAGAAGGUGCAAAAAAAACUCCCAAAAGAACCAGAAAGGGAUUUUGCCGGAACACCAUAUAUUCCAGUAUAUGUAAUGCUUCCUCUUGGAACUAUCAAUCAACAAUGUCAGUUGGAAGAUCCACAAAGUUUGCAAAAACACUUGGCAACUUUGAAAUCUGCCAAUGUUGAUGGUGUAAUGGUUGAUUGUUGGUGGGGUAUAGUGGAGGGUGAGAAUCCACAAAGUUAUAACUGGUCUGGCUAUAGAGAACUUUUUAAUAUUGUAUGCGAAUUAAAGCUCAAGUUGCAGGUAGUUAUGUCACUUCAUGCAUGUGGAGGAAAUGUGGGUGAUGAUGUAAAUAUUAGUUUACCCAAAUGGAUAUUGGAAAUUGGACAACAUAAUCCAGAUAUAUUUUUCACAGAUCGAGAAGGUGGGCGAAAUAUGGAAUGCCUUACUUGGGGCAUUGAUAAAGAACGAGUCUUGAGAAGUCGAACAGGUCUUGAGGUUUGUUUUGAUUACAUGAGAAGUUUCCGAAUGGAAUUUGAUGAUUUAUUUGAAAAUGGUCUUAUAUCUGAGAUAGAAAUCGGAUUGGGCCCUUGUGGAGAAUUGAGGUAUCCUUCUUAUCCAGAAAGGCAUGGUUGGAAAUAUCCUGGAAUUGGCCAGUUCCAGUGUUAUGAUAAAUAUCUUCAAAAGAGUCUGAGGAAAGCAGCUGAAGCACGAGGACAUGCUUUCUGGGCUAGAGGACCUGAUAAUGCAGGGAAUUAUAAUUCGAAGCCUCAAGAAACUGGAUUUUUUCGUGAUGGAGGCGACUAUGACAGCUACUACGGUCGUUUUUUCCUUCGUUGGUAUUCACAAGUUUUAUUAGAUCAUGGCGAUCGUGUGCUUUCUCUUGCGAAUCUGGCAUAUGAAGGGACACGAAUAUCUGUUAAGGUUUCAGGAAUACAUUGGUGGUAUAAGACUGCUAGUCAUGCUGCAGAGCUUGCAGCAGGUUUCUAUAAUCCUUCAAAUCGUGAUGGUUAUGAAGCAAUUGCGCAUAUGCUUAAAAAACAUGGUGCUGCAUUCAAUUUCACAUGUGUUGAAUUGCGUACUUUGGCACAUGAAGAAGGAUUUCCUGAGGCCAUGGCAGAUCCGGAGGGUCUGGUUUGGCAGGUUCUGAAUGCGGCUUGGGAUGCUGGCAUUCCUGUGGCUAGUGAAAAUGCUUUGCCAUGUUUUGAUAGAGAUGGAUUCAAUAAGAUCCUAGAAAAUGCAAAGCCAAGGGAUGAUCCUGAUGGACGAUGCUUGGCAGCUUUCACAUACCUAAGACUUAGUCCUACUUUGAUAGAGACAACCAAUUUAAAAGAGUUUGAACGUUUUGUAAAACGUAUGCAUGGAGAAGCAGUCCCUGACCUAGAAGUCUGAUUGUAGUUGCAAGGCAUUCUAGGAUGAAGAACAGAAAAUUGAUAGAGUGGUAAUGCUACCAUUAUCCACUAAACAUGUGGAUAGCUUGCAGGGAGCAAUGCAAUAUGUCCAAGUUUAUAUGCAUGUUACAAAGGCCAAAUUGUAACUUAUGUACAUUAUGAUCUAAAUAUUGGAUGUUGUAAGUAGAGUUCUUGCCUAGUAUGUCAAUUAUAUUAGUAUAUUCCUUCUGCCUAAUGAGUCUAUGCCAUUAGUAUAAUUAUUGUUUUGUGGAAUGUUCCUUCAUUGGCUCUAUGUAAUGGUAAAAAGCAAUUUGAAAUAAAAGUGAAAUAGUAGGAAACAAAGUUUUCCAA